AAACUCAGGUCAGUGUUCAAUGAACCCUUAGCCUUAGUAGUAAUAGCAUUACGGUCAUUGCUAUUGAGUGGUAAACAUAUGAAAAUUGCCCACGACUUUUCUAUUCCAUAAUGAACACAUUCGCACAAUUGAAAUGUGCAUACAGGAUUUCGUUUUUAAAAGUUAGUUUAGUCCAAACAAUAGACCAAUAUCAUACUCAAUAUCAAUAAGUGAGAUUAAUUACGCCCCUACCUAUCACUAUCUCUAUUAAUUAUAUUCAUUAUCAUUAAUUUUUAUAUUAAGUUUAAGUGAUGUCGAUGUUAAUAUUAUAAAGUUACGAAGUGGCUAUUCAGUGUUGAAAUGUUUUCUAAAUAACUAUUUAAAUUUAAUGAAUUAAAAUUGCGUCUAUUUAUUAAUUUAUAAGUAUUUAAAAUUUAGUAUUGCCUCGUGCCUUCCCACCCCCAGUUCUUGAGUCUUGAUACCCUCGCUGAGUAGCCCUUGCAACCAGUGAAAUAUCUUUUAUUAUAUAAUUUAUAAUUAUUCUAAAUACUAUUCAGAAAUACCAGGCACAGAAACAUCAUGGAUUCCCCUCUACAUGAAAAAGAGCCAGAAUGAUCAGGGCCAUCAUGAUAUAGAAAUAGAAAAAGAAUUAUUUCAAUUAUAUUCCUUAUUUUUAUUAAUCAUCAUUUAAUAUUGAACUUUCUUACUUAGAUUUAGGCGGUCUUAGGAACCAUGACCAUAACAGUAAUCAUUUUAAAAAAGAUUUAAAAUUAGACACCUUUCCCACAAAUUAUACCUAAUGUUCACAUAGAUGACAUUCAUAUUAAUUUAUGUAGUACUGGUAUAUUUAAAGCAAAAAUAAACUUUUGUCUUUUCAUAACCCCUCCUUCUUGCUACCAGGGCCUUGUGAUCAUAUUAUGGAAAAAUUGACUGGUUGAAUCCGUUUGGUUGGGAGCCAACAAUUUUUUAAAAAAUUUUCUGAGCCACCCUGGGGGCCAAAACUUAUUUGAUGAUCAGACUUUUCCUGGAAUUUCCUUUUUUUAAACAGUUCUUUGUUCCAAAACACCCGGAUUGACUCGGAUGACUGGUCACGCUGGACAGAAAAGCCAGAAAAAUAUGGACGUUCCAGGAAAAAACAUCAAUCUGGUUUUCGGCCUCCAUGGUGGCUCCUAAAAUAAAAAAAUAAUAAAACCGGUUCUACCUGUAAAGUUUUCCGGAAUCUGAUACCGGUAUGGCAUCUUUAGAAAGCCCAGGCUGCCAUAUUUGGUUGUGGCAUCUCUGUUGGGGCUCUGCACAUUGUUAGUUAUUUUCAUGAACAUACUCUAUUUAUAAUAUAGUACAGUACCGGUACCACAGGAAUUUUAGCUUUGCAUCUUGAAAAUUAUUUCUUAGUAAUUAAAUGCACUAAAAUCAUAGUGGACGUUUGGAGGUAUAAAUAAAUUCUCAAAAACGAUGAUUUACCCACUACUAUACAGUUGUGCUAGACUGCCAUAUCAGUUAUUUAUAGUUGUGCCAGACUCAUAGAGUACUAUGGAUGGUGGGUUAUUUUACACUAUUUAGACUAUUUACACCGAAAAGAUAUGAUUUGGUUACAAUUAAAUCUGUUUCUGGUUGGUAUUUAAAUGAGCAUUUGAUUUGUCUCAUCACAGUUGUUCUUUUGUAUGUCAGCCUUUGAAAUUAGAGAUUCAUUCUGGGUUAGCCACAGGUCAAUGCUACUCAACUUUACUGAUGAGGGCUGGCCACCAACCACUGUUUCCUUUCCUUGUUAUAAAUAAAUAAAUAAUAAGAAGAAGAAUUUCUUAUUCUUACUCUUUAUAGCGAUUACUAUAAAUAGAUUUAUAAAUUUAUAAUAAUUGUGAUUAAUUAUAAAAUAUUAAACUUAAAUACGCAUAUUUAAUACGCAAUGUCAUACCGGUAUAUAAAUCAGAAAUCAGUAGGCUAUUCGGCCAUUUAUUAUUAGUGAAAACCAAAUUAAAAUUUAAUGUUUUUCAACAAUCUAAAAAUGUGUUUAAAAUCAGUCCCAUUUGAAUAAGAAUAUUUUUAAUUUAAAAAAAGGUUAAAAAAUAUUUUUUAUUCAAAAGGAAAUCAGGUAGAUAUUGUUAAUAUUAAUAAUAAUAAUAGUAAUGUAUCUUUAAAAUUUAAAUUCUUGUAAUUUAAUUAUUCAGACCCAGAUAUUAAGAAAACUGAGCAUGAGUUUAGCAUGCAGAGUAAAUUCACAACAUACUAAAGAACCUUUAACUUUAACAACUCAAGAGGAAGGCAUCCGUACCAUAUGCCUUAAUGAUCCACGAAAAAGGUAAAUAGUAUUUACCUAUUUAUAUCAGAACAGAGUUUCUUUUGUUUGCUGAAUAAAAAGUGGUAAAAGUCAUGUCGUAGUCACUAUUCAAAUAUGAAUGGGAUUUUUUAGGUUUGCAUCCUUAUAAUUUAUGUUAUUAUAUUUGUUCAUAUCGUUAUUUAUUUACUGUAAAUUAAAUAUUUUUCUAGGAAAUUUCUUUUCUUUCAGAAAUGCUUUAUCUCUAGCGAUGCUCCAGUCUCUUCAUAAUGAUUUGAUAAACGACCAAGGGAAAUUGAGAGUAAUAAUCAUCAAAGCAAAUGGAAAUGUCUUCAGUGCUGGACAUGACCUUAAAGAAUUGGUUUGUUAAUAAUUUUUUUUGGUUAUAUUAAGGUGUUAUUUUUUUUCAUUUCAAGGGAAGACAGCAAAUGGUUUAAGUUAAGCCGUAAAAUGUUUGUGAGACCGACCGAAAGUGAUUAUCUGAUUUUGGCCAAAACCUGCCUGAAAGUUUAAAACGAUUUUUGGCCGAAACCAAAUGUUUAACGAGAUUUUUGGCCCAAACAGAAGCCUAGAGAUUUAAAUAUUUCAAAACUCAUUUUCGAAGACAUUCUGUUCUCCACGCAAAAUGAAUUAACAACUUUUGUGGCAAUUUUUAUUUGUCUCUAGUGACUCAUACAAUUUACCAGAAGGAAGUGCAGUGUCACUUUGACCAUCGGUAAGCUACAAACAUCUUAACUACUUUCAUUUAGCCAAUCGAACUUAAUAGGACUUAAACAUUCCCGUUUACCACCCAAAUCAAAUCAGAAUUAACUUUGAAAUAGUCAAUUUACCAUUUUCCUUCAAUGUUAGUCCUUUUAGUUUUAGCUUGUCAUCACACACUCCCACACAUACAUCACCUGAUGGAACAAAUGUAUUUUACCAUUUUUGUAUCUCACUGGGAAUGCUUCUCAAUAACAAUCUAUAUGAGAGAAUUAAUAUUCUGUAACCUUAAUAUUAUAGUUAAAGGGUGUAAUCCAGCCAUUCUAUAAAAAGCCUAAGUGUAUAAUGGUUUAUGUAUUUUACUUUAGGCCAACAAUAUAAAAAAAAAAAAUAGCUAAAGUAGGUUUAUAGUCUUUUAAUUAGCCUUUUUUAAAUCUAUUUAAUAAUAAAUUUUAAUUAAUUGCUAAGGAAAUUUAAUACUUAGCCUACUUAAUGUGUGUCUUUACUUUUAGUCUUAGUGUCUAGUGUUAUUUAGUAUUAUAUAGGCCCUCUGCUAUAAUCCUUAGUUAAAACGAUGGAUAUAACGAUGGACUGAAUACUGUUCAGAGCUGUAUAAUGAAAGUAUAAAGAUAGAUCCAGAGAUCCUUAAUGUCCCUCCAGCAAAAGACAAUGAUAACUACCCUAUUCUCCGUGCAGAAGUAGAAGCAGCAGUCCAAGCACUCCAAACAGGAAAGGCUGCAGGAGCGGAUAAUAUCCCUGCCGAGUUGGUGACACAAGGAGGAGAAGCAAUGAUAAGUGCCCUAAUCAAUAUUUGUAUCAAAAUAUGGCUUACAGGAGAAUGGCCCAAACCAUGGACCCAAUCACUCAUCGUCACCCUUCCCAAAAAAGGUAACCUACAGCUAUGCCAAAACUAUCGCACCAUUAGCCUAAGAAGCCAUCCAAGCAAGGUCGUGCUGAAGGUCACAUUGAACUGACUUAAACCAUAUGCCGACAGAAUCAUUGCUGAAGAACAGGCGGGCUUCAGACAAGGACUCGGCACUACUGAGCAGAUUCUAAACCUCAGAAUACUGUGUGAGAAAUAUGCUUAACACCAACAAAACCUAUACUACGUCUUUGUGGACUUCAAGAAAGCAUUCGACAGGGUUUGACAUGCUGCUUUAUGGGCCACCAUGAGGCACUUCAACAUCAACACAAACCUCACCAGAAUGAUAUGCAACCUCUAUGAUAAAGCAACCAGUGCAGUCUUCCUCAACAGCAACAUCGGAGAAUGUUUCAAGACAAUUGGAGUACGACAAGGCUGCCUGCUCUCCCCCACCCUGCUCAACAUCUUCCUAGAGAGAAUUAUGUCAGAUGCUCUGGAAGCGCAUGAAGGGACAGUCAGCAUUUUUGGCAGAAAAAUCACCAACCUACGCUUUGCGGACGACAUAGACCGACUGGCUGGGAACGAAGAAGAGCUAGCCAACCUGGUAAAGCGUCUCGAUAAGACCUCGUCGUCCUACGGCAUGCUAAUCAGUGCUGAAAACACAAAACUGAUGACAAAUAACACCACAGGCAUCACCACUGAAAUUAAGGUGGGGAAGGAAAGAUUAGAGACUGUAGGCCGCUUCAAAUACCUAGGAGCAAUAGUCUCAGAAGAACUGAUGUCCAGGAUUGCACAGACUACAACAGCACUAAAGAGGCCACAAGAAAAUAUGGAAUGACAAAAAUAUAGCCCCCAGCACCAAAAUCAGGCUGAUGUGCUCAUUAAUCCUCUCCAUCUUCCUGUAUGCCUGCAAAUCCUGGACAUUAACAGCCGAUAUUGAAAGGAAAAUAAAGGCGAUAGAGAUGAGAUGCUUCAGAAGCAUUUUUGGCAUUGCUAUAGAGACCAUAUAUCUAAUGAUACAUUGAAAGAAAGGGUUAGCCAGGCAAUUGGGGAGUAUGAUGACCUACUGGUGACUGUGAAAAAACGCAAACUACAAUGGUAUAGCCACACAAAAGGAAACAAGGGCUUGCCAAAGAAAUAUUGCAGGGCACCGCAAGAGGAGGGAGAAGAAGAGGAGGACAAAGAAAAAGAUGGGAGGAUAACAUCAAAGAGUGGACAGGACUAACACUGGGUGAAGCUGUGCGUAGUGCAGAAGACAGAGAAGAAUGGAGGAGGAUAGUUCACAUGUCAUCUGUGGCGCCCCAACGGUCCAAGGACUAAGGGACAUGAUGAUGAUGAUAUAAUAAUAAUCAAAUGAAUUGUAAAAUUACUGACAUAACAGUCAAUGACUUGUUUAAAAUUGGGUAAUAUAAAAUUAGGCUAUAAAAUGUUUAUUAAAAGACAUUGUUUAGUUUAAUUAAAACUCAACAACAUCAUAGUACCGGGUAAUUAUAAUUUUAUUUUACAUCGAAAAAUAGUUAUUAAUUAAAAUAUUUAAUUUUUCUAAUGAAAUAAAAAAUUUAAAAAAAUGGAAAUAAGUAAUAUUUAAAAAAGAAACUAGAAAUUGAGUAUAUUCAGAAUAAUGAUUAAAUGUAAUUGAAAAAAAAAAUAUUACAAGGGGUUCAUAAUUCUUUCUUGAGAUUUUUGUCCAUACACUUAUAUGUGACUAAUGUUUACAAUUUUAUAUAAUUGUCAAUGAAAACAUUUAUGAGCAUUAUAAUGAUGAAUGUCAAUGAAUUAUUGAAUUGAAUAAUUAUCCCAAAUUAAAAUGAAUGGAAGAAUCAUUUUAAAAAAUGUUAAAGGAAAUGUUGUCAUUCCCUAAGAUUUAUUUUCACAAUACCAUUUACCUUUGACUAUUAUAUUUAUGAGCAAGAUAAUGAUAAAUCAACAUGUAUGUAAAAAAUAAGGUGACAAUCUGAUUUCCGGGAGAAGACCAAAGGCCUCAAUCACUUUCGGCCAGAUGACAGAAAGUCUCAUUCACUUUUGGCAGAAACCAUAACUAUGCCAAAACAGCAACUUUUUGUGCCGAAACAGAAGCCGAAAUUCGGUCGGUCUCUAGUGCAAACGAGUUAUUGUUUUUGUCUAAUAUCAAGAUAUAAUCUUCUACAGUCAGUUUGAAGAUAUGAUUAGAGAUUGAUGUAUGCAAAUAUUUAACAUUUUCUGUUAUUUGCGAUUCCCAUGGGGUGUAAAAAAAAAGAACCAUUUGUGCUUAAUUAAUUACAACAUGAAGUUUAUUCAAGCAUUUAAUAUUUCUGUUGAAUUGAUUGAGGCUCACAUCAAGUCAUUAUUUAUUUCUCUCAGACAAGGGAGAAGGGCAUUGAUUACCAUGAAAAGGUUUUUUCCACCUGUACGAAUGUGAUGAAUCUAAUACAGGUAUGACCAGAAGAAAAGUAAGUGCAAUAAGGUUAACUCCAAAGUGUUUGGUAAAAUGUUUCCCCACUAUCUUUAAUGAAUGACCUUUCUAUGUCAAGGGAGGUAACUGAAUCACGCUAUUAAACAAUUAAAAAACUAUCUAAUACAGGUAUAUGUAUAUUUCAGACCAUUAGUAUAAGUAUAAGCCUCAGCUUUUGUUAAAUUUAACAACCAGGAAAUGUUAAAAAUUUAACAGAUUAAAAAAAAACACCUGAAACUGAAAACAUUUUGCUUUAUUUUCUGAAGGUUACCAUAACAACCCCCCCCCCCUAAAAAAUUUUUUAAAAUAUUUUUUUUACAUUUUAAAAUGCAGCAUAAAUCUUCUUUUCUCUUAAUUGAUAGUGCACAUCAAAUAUAUUUCAGGAUUUGCCUGUUCCAGUUAUAGCACAAGUAGAUGGUAAUUUGACUUUUAAAUUAAAAAUUUUUUGUAUGUUUAUAAUUCAAAUACUUUAAAAAAGAUAUUCCUUGUGCAAAUAUAUUUAAUGUUUAAGUUGUGGUUUUUCUUCCAUUUCUCUCCAGGUCUAGCAACAGCUGCUGGAUGUCAACUGGUAGCCACAUGUGACAUUGCUGUGGCAACAGAAAAAUCCCAGUUUGCUACCCCUGGGUAGGCUAUGGAAAUUUAAAAAAUCUUUAAUGAGAUUAUGAUUAACAUUUGAAAUGUAUCUAUUUGGUGUUUCAUUUUCUUUUUUCAAUAAUACUCUACACAUUUUAUUAAUAUAUAAGAGAUGGUAAUAGUAAUAGUGUAGUUACGUAAAAGUACAUUCCCACUUGGCCUUUGUACUGAGAUUCUCAGAUUUAAAUGAACAUUAUAUUAUUUAUAUAUAGACAUGCUACUUUCUGUAACAAAAAUAUGGCCAGCAAGUUUAAUUUUACAUACACAAUCCUGUCAAAAUUUUCAUCAUUGUGCCUACAUUCUCAUCAACUGACAGGCUUAUUUACAAACUUAAAUUAUUAUUUGUAUAUGAUAGUAGCCCUACCGCCAUGACCAGUGGGCAUAUUUUAUUCUUUAUAGUUUGAAGAUUAACAUUUGGGAAAUAAAUUUAAGGUUGAUUAUUUUUUUUUGGAUUAGAGCAGGGGUCUCCAAACUUUUCAGCCCGAGGGCCGCAUUAACUAUCAAACAGCAGUUUGGGGGCCGACUACACACUCGAGGUCCAAAUAAAUAAGAAUCAAAACAUGGAUGUUGUUUUGAAUUAUUUAGUUAAUAAUAUUUUAUUCAGUUAUUACUUAAUAACACAUUGAUACACUACACAUGAACGCAUGUAUUAGUGGGAAUGGUGAAAUUGCUUCCUGGAUGCCAAAAUAGCAGACAUUUCUGGCUUUAGAUUUGAUGUCCAUAACAUCAACAGUGACCUGAGAUUAUCAUCGGACAAGUUUGUUCUCAAAUUGUUCUUCACAUAAUUAAUUCUUGAAAAUGUUUGUUCUCACGUGUAUGGUGUAUGUUGUUACAAAGAUUGAAAGGUACCUUGAUGCAAAAGUUUUGACAUUAUGAAAGUCUUAAUUUUGGGCAGUCCUUCUUUGAAUUUGUCCAUAAGGAGCUCAUUUGCUUGCAACUCGAUGACCUCCAGCUGCAGUUCAUCAUUGCAAAUGGCCACAUCUACUUCAAAUGGGUUUUGAAACAGUCUCACUUCUUCUGCCUUUGAAUCGAAGUCAGAAAACCUCUGCUGAAACUGCACCUGGAGGUCUUUGAUGAUCUCACAUGCAAAUGACGUGGGGAACUCCGCUGUUGCUUCAGCCAUGAAGAAAUUGGACUGCUUAAAGUGCGUCAAGUUGUUGGCCUGUACUUGCUCCAAAAACAAGAUGAGUUUGGAUCUGAAGGCUUUUCUGUGAGUGUAUAGAUCAGAAACUUGAUUUUCCUCUCCUUGCAGUUUUAGGUUCAGAAUAUUUAAAUGACUAGUUAUGUCUGCAGCUAAGGACAAUUCCCAUACACACUCUUCAUUAGACAGUAAUGCCUAGACACAUAUUUCCUUUCUUAACUUAAAUACUCUGCUCAGAACUUUUUCACAACUUAGCCAUCUUAUUGCUGUGUAAUAUGGUAAAUUUUGCGAUUCUGUCUGUAUCUUUCAACAGGUCUCUGAACUGUCUAUGGUUGAGCCCAUGUGACCUUAUUAAAUUCACCAUCUUCACCACAAGAUUCAGUACACUGCUAAUGUCCACAUGUUUAGCACACAAAGCUUACUGGUGAAUAUUGGUUGUAGAAUGUUUUUCGCAUUACAAAUCAGCUUCACUUGUCCAACCAAGCCUUUCUUUAUGCCACUCAUGUUCUUUCCUCCAUCAACAGUCAGGCAACUGAGGUUAGUCCAGUCCAAGUUAUAAUCAGCAAAUUUUUUUUCACCUCAUUGAAUAUAACCUCUCCAGUAACAGUGCCGCACAUGCUAUGUAGAGAAGCAAGAUCUUGUGUUAUGUUCAUGUCUUCAUCCACACUUCUAGUGAACACAAGCAAUUGAAAAGUGGCGAAACAUGCUUGCAUUUUUCGCUAUUUUAGGUCACAAUGUUUUUACCCAUGUCUGCAUCACGGCGGGCAACAGUAUUUGCACCCAAAGCUACAUGUUUAACUUGUUUUGACUUUUCUGGGCAAAGUUCCCCAGCCACCACCAACAAACAUUCCUUCACUACCACCUGUAAAGGGUUUGCCACUUUUAGGUAGGAGGCAAACACACUGAAAAGUAAUGACGCGAAAGAAAUUAUCACUAAAUAAAAUAAAGUGCAACAUGUUUCGCAAUCAGACGCUAACUAACACAAACAACUCCUCAAUCGCAGUAGUCAACCACAAAUGAACAGGUUAUCCAAUAUCAGCAAGGGGUAAGCACUUAUUAAAACACAAGUCAAAUAACAGAUUGUAGUUUCUGAUCACACACACCAUAUGACUAAAUAAUUUGAUACAUCAUUAAAAAUUCCAGUUGAUGAUGAUUUAUGAUGGUAAAAUAUUUUAAGUUUUAGUUUGAUUUAUUAAUGUCAAUUUAUUUUUCAAUAACCUGGACUCAAAUGGAAAACUGUAAUCAAAACAAGCAGCAAACCGUCUAAAAACUCUGCUACUAGAUGCUGCUAUCAUCUCGUUGACUGUGAACGAAAGUAGAAAAACUAAGCAGCGAGUAAGUUUAUUGCAAUGGAAAACAUAACACUUUACUGCGCGCCUCUAUUUCAAUUCGGUAAAAACAUAGCGUGCACGUAAGUGGUGGCUUAUCUUGGCAGGAUACAUGUUAAAUUCCGUAUUUUUUUCCGUAGACAAAAAGGUCUCCGCGAGUCGCAUGAGAGGGCCUCGCGGGCCGCAGUUUGGAGACCCCUGGAUUAGAGUCACGUCUUGUUUUAAAACUUGGAAUUAUUGUGAACACGUGGUAUGUCUGUCAGUGGAGAUUCUCAAUAUGGAUUCACCUCUAAAAUGUGCGUCUGCAACAAAUAAGCAGUGUGAAAGUACCUUAAAAAGUAUUUUUAGGGGGAAAAAAUGCGUUUGUGUGAGGCAUCCUAUUGUAGGACUUAGAAAUAUAAAUCUUAUAAAGAUCUUUACCAAAAGAGUAUUUUUAUGUUGAUUUAUUUAGAAAGUACAUGUGAAACUAUCUAAUAUAUGUAUAUUUAAACAAAUACGUGCCUUAUUUCAUCACCCAUUCAGAGUAAAUGUUGGCCUGUUCUGUACAACACCUGGGGUUGCUGUUGGUAGAUCAGUGCCUAGAAAGAUUGCUAUGGAGAUGCUGUUAACAGGUUAUCCAAUAUCAGCAAGGGGUAAGCACUUAUUAAAACACAAGUCAUAUAACAUGAUUGUAGUUUCUGAUCACACACACCAUCACCCAAUAAUUGGAUACAUCAUUAAAAAUUCCAGUUGAUGAUGAUUUAUGAUGGUAAAAUAUUUUAAGUUUUUGUUUGAUUCAUUAAUGUCAAUUUAUUUUUCAAUAACCUGGACUCAAAAGUAUAUAUUAUAGAAGAUUUCAUUCAUCUAGAUUCAAUCGCCUUGCUGUAAGUGUGUACAAGUGACAGCUCAGUAUUUUAUUAAUGCUAUUUGGUCAAGUGUUUUGAUCUCAUCACUUUUUUUAAGUUAAAAAAUAUGAACUGUUUCACAAUGUUGUCAGAAUAUUACCAUCCUUUUAAAAAAAAAAAAAAGUCAUAUUUUAAUUAAUCAAAUUUUCACUUCCAGGUUGUUUGUGCAUUAGUAAAUUAUUUUUGCUCUGUUUUUAUUUUAAAGAGGCUCUUCUGUACGGAUUAGUCAGUAAAGUUGUCCCUGAUGACCAAGUGGAGGCUGAGGUAGUAAUAAGCUUCAAGGUGUCGGCUACUUACAAAUGUAGAACAAUAAAAUCUAUUUUUUAAUGCAAUGUAUCAUUACUUUUGGGGGAUAAAAAUAAAGAGUAUGAUUAUGAUAUAAAUCUUUACAAAAAAAAUGAUAACCAAGUUUUUUUUAAUUGCCGUUUUUUGUCUCUUUAAUACUUUUUGUUAUGAUUUAAUUUUGCUUGAUUCUCUGAUGUUUUUUGGUUCAUUCCAAUCUCACAUUUGGAAAUGAAAUCAUUGAGCAGAUAUUUAUUUUAAAAUAUUUUCCUGGUUGACAAAUUUGGGAUUACACUUACAGAAUUUAUUAAAUUUGAAUUCCAAAUGAAAAUAUGAAAUACAAUACUAUGAUAUCUAAAUUAUGUGCCUUUUAUGUAUUCUAUGACAUUUCAUAGAGUGAUCAAGGGUCAGAAACAUUUGAAUUUUGUUGUAAAAUAUAUAUUUUUAGCGUAAGAAAAAAACACUUUAAAAAACAGGUACUCAUUUUAUUGUUAUUAUAACAUCUUAAAAAAGAAAUUUUCAUGUAAAUUAUGAAACUAAAACUGGCUACUUUUACCUCUUUAACUUUCCCUCCAGACAAUGAAGUUGGCUAAACGGAUUUGUGAGACCAGCAAAGAAGUAACUGCACUUGGGAAAAAAGCAUUUUAUUCUCAAAUAAGUCUAGAGAGAAAGAGAGCAUAUAGGUGAGCUAUGCAACGAUCUCAGAGAUAGAAAUUAGUUUUCAAAAUGUUAUAAAUGAAAAAUAAAAAAAUUCACAAAGUCCAUUUAGUACAUGGGAAUUCAUUUUCUUGAAGAUGUUCAGAAAUUGUUUUAAUAAUGGCUCCACUCCUUAAAAAAAAAAAGCAUGAAGAUUUCUGGUGACUAAAGUUGAAAAGUAUUGAAUACACAUAGACUCUACUAAUAUAUUACUAAUACAAACAUUUUAAUCAAAAAAUAUUUGUCUAGUAUUUCAUUAAUUUAUUAACCCAUCUGUGUUAAAAUGCAUGGAAUUGAUCAGUGUUCACAAUAUUCAUAAGGAAUGCAAUUACAAAUUAUAUCCUUUAAAUCAUUUUUAAAGAUCUGAUGUUCUUAAUUGUUGGCCUCUUCAUAUGUUUGUACCAGUAUGCAUACACAUGCAUGGUCGAAACAUUUCUUUUUCUAUAAGAUUUCUCACCUAUAUAAAUUUUUACAAAUUUGUUAAAAUAAAAAUUGAAAAUCUAUAACACAUCUUCAAUGGUCACAGAGCUUAUAUAGUUACUAACAUUCUAAGCAAACUCACAGUAUUCCAGUGUAAUUCAAGUAUCCACAAACCAUCCUGUUAAUGACCACUAAAGAAACUAUCAUAGUCUUCCAGGGUAAUUCAAAUAUUCACAAACUAUUCUGUUUUUGUGUAUUGAGAUAACUUUUUUAAAAAGGAAUCUUUCCUCAGGUUUGCAGAACAAAUCAUGGUGACAAAUCUCACUCUGGAUGAUGGGAAUGAAGGCAUUAAAGCAUUUAUCCAGAAAAGAAAACCUGAGUGGAAGCAGGAUUAGAUACGUACAAGUCAUGCUAUGGGAUAACCGUGCCGCAGUAAAUCUGCACAGCAGCUCCGUUUAAAAUUAUAUUAUUGCAUGAAAUAAAAUGCAUUUCCCCCAAGUAUUAAAAUAAUUCCAGUUGAAAUAUUCCUCACUGAAAAUGUGCUCUUUGUACCACAUAAUUUAAAAUCAUAUAACUUCAUGAGCCAACAAUGUCAGUUUUACUAAGUCUUAAAUGUGCAAUAGCUGUACAUUGUUUGGAUCAGAAGAUUGCUCUGAUACUACCUAAGAGUGCUGAAAUGCACACAAUUUUUGUUUUAGCACUAAUGACUUUUAAAAAGUUAAAAAGUCUAUUUACCCCUUUUCAAAGCUAAACAACAUCCAUAUAUUAAUAUAUUAAUAUUUAUAGAGUUUGAGGUUUUUUCAUUGAGUUACACUGAAAACAUUUGCAUUUAUAUAAUAAUAUGGUAAUGGUAGGCCAACUGGUAUGAAUUUAAUUAUUAAUAUUAUUUAUGAACAGUGUUUAUAUUAUAUUGGUUUUUCAGUUCUUUAAAAACAUUUUUUAAUUAACACUAUUAGACCAUAGUAUAUAUAUAAAUAUUUUAAUGGAAAAACAUAUUUCUCAAAGAAAUUUAAAAAAUUUUGAUGACAUGAUUAAAAGGGAUUUAAAAGUUUUAUGAUUUCAUGCAAGCAUUAGCCAUGUUAAUGCAAAAUCAAAAUUUAAAAAAAAUCACGGUAUAGUGUAAGUAGAGACAUACAAGUUCCUAGUAUCACCCUUAAUGAUAAGCUAUCACGGAAAGAACACUGCCUAAUUCUUCUCUAUAUUAAAAAAAAAAAAAGUUAACCAAAGAUAUUUCUUUCUUAAAAAAUGACACAAAAUUGUCACUAGCAAACAAAUUCUGCAUUGCAAUCUUUGGAAACCUACUGAACUUCUGUAAUUACUUGCUGGUGUGGGAAUUCACCACUUAUCAUCAAAAAUAGACAUGAACAAGUGUUUGAGUUUGAUGCAAAAACUAAACAAAUUUUGUCUGAUACAUCCCAACCUCUUCAUCAUAAACAGCUAAGAUCAGCUUGAUCAGGGCGAAUUCUUACCCUCAAAGUAAGGAACAAAAGAUAUAGAAAUUCGUUUGUUCCCCAAUUAAUCAGCCCCCCCCCCACCAAGAAAAUCGAAAUAAUCCCUCUUUAAAAUCAACAUUGUCAAUAAAUUAGGGAAGUUCUUGAGAAAUAUUGAUGUAUUAUGUUAAAGUUAAAUUGUUGUAGUUUAAAAAUGUUUGUCUUUGUAAUAUUUAUGUAGGUGCUGAAAAUGAAUAUCUAAAAUGUAAUUAAAAAAAAACAUUUCUUUGAAUCUUAUCUUAAUCAGGAAAACAUUGACAACAAAAUGCUAUUGAAAUGAAUUAAUUGUAAUUUUAAUUGUUUACUAAUUACUAAUUAAUAUAUAUUUUUUAUUAAAAUUAAAAGAAACCAACAUAAUUGUUACAUGCUUAAAAAAGUUUUUUACUAUGAAUGGUUGGUGUGCAACAGUUAAAACAAAUGAAACUUAAUGACCUAUCUGGUUAACAUCAUUCAGAUUUAUCAUAAUCAUAGCCUCUCCAAUGGCGUUUUAUCAUCUUUUUUUAAUGGAUGGACCAUAAUUUUUUUUUCCUUCACACCAUUAGUUCAAUCAAGAAUAAAUAAAAAUGAUCAAGUUAAUGAGGUAUAUUGUUUUAAUAUCUUCCCAGACACAUUUUUACUUAAUUGUAGUUGGCUUGAAUAGGCAUAUCUAUCAAUCUUGCAUUUCUAGUCAGAUCAAAAUGAAAAUCAUAGGAUGAGAUCUAGUUUUAGCUUUAGAAUCUGCGAAUAUGCGAACCCAAUUAAUUGGACCUUGGUCCAUGAUGAGCUGUUUUUGCAGCAAUCAUUGAAGAUAACCAUUCCAAUUUUCUUUUAUUGCAGCCCUUGCUUGAGACGCAUAUACUUGAGAUAAAAACACAAAAAUUUACAGAUUUAUUUUAAAAUUUGGUUUAAGUGAACCUGCAAGUUAAAAGGAUAUAUUUAAUCAAUGCAAGUACUGCAAAUAAUAAUUAAAUAAAACUUAUUUUUUCUGUUGGUCAAAGAUCAUAUUGAUAUAGUUUAAGAAUGCAUGUUUUCAUUUCUUAAAAUUUGAAAAAAAUAUUCCUCUUAAAUAUAUGCGUUGAAUUUGAAAUUGAAUUAUUUAACUUUUGCUAAACAAAAUGUUUUUCAUAUAGUCAUACAGAUGACUUUAGGCCAGGCCUGCACAACUCAAAAUGUAAUAGGCCUACUUUAUGAAAAACUUGUGUGACAGGGGCGAAAGCUAUUAUUAUUACUAAGGAUAAUAAAAUAAUAAAGAAUAUUCCGUUACUUAACAGGCCGCAUGUUGUGCAGGCCUGCUUUAAGCCAUAUCUUAAG
Messenger RNA from Lymnaea stagnalis (great pond snail), 14407 nucleotides. Lineage: Eukaryota; Metazoa; Mollusca; Gastropoda; Lymnaeidae. The record is from the annotation of a GenBank genome assembly.